AUGCAAAAUUCCACGGUCCGUGAAGAAUUGUACGAGCUUGACGGAAAGCUGGACCUGCUAGUUGAGCGGUUUUCCUUGCUUGAAGCGAUUAAACCUAUCUCCGAUGUUCAACCUGUCCUGGCUAACUUCGAUCUUUACAUGAGCGAUAAUGAAGAUAAGCUACUGGCGAGCGUUGGGCAUGCCCAAUAUGCCAGUGAUGAUGAUGCAAAGACCACCGAAUAUGCUUUGGACAAAAAGCUGAAACUGCUAGCUGAGCGGGUUUCCUUUCUUGAAACAAUUAAACCCAUCUCCGAUCUUCAACCUUUCCUGUUUGACUUUAAUCUUUACAUGAGCGAUAAGGAAGAUAAGCUACGGGGGAUUGAAUGGAAUAUCCUCGAUCCCCCUGAUGCAACGACCGUCGGAUAUGCUCUCAAUAUUUACGAUGAACACAAACAAAGACACGUCAGACUCAUCACAGAGAUCUUUCAUGGCCCCGUAACCGUUAUACUUAUCAAUCGUAAGGGUGAGGAUAUUGAACCAUUACACAUAUUUUCGAGGACUAUUGAAGGUGUCUUAGGCGCCAUCCACAAGAGAUACAACAUCCACAAGAGAUACAGCAACCACAAGAGAUACAGCAACCACAAGAGAUACAACAACGCCCUUCUCUACAAGUUUGAUUUGGAAUAUGGUACUUCUGGUUUUAAAGGACUGAAAUUUGUUAGUCCAGGCAUAUGGCGACUGGAGCUUGGUUCGUAUGAUUCGUAUAAUUCGUAUGCUAUGGUUGAUGAAGUUGGUAACGAUGAUGAUGAUAAGGAUGAUGAUGAUGAUGAGUAUGAUGAUGAUAAGGAUGAUGAUGAUAAUGAUGAUGAGGAUGAUGAUGAUGAUGAGUAUGAUGGGGAUUCUUCUUAUGAUGAGGAUGAUGGGGAUUCUUCUUAUGAUGAGGAUGAUGGGGAUUCUUCUUAUGAUGAGGAUGAUGGGGAUUCUUCUUAUGAUGAGUAUGAUGGGGAUUCUUCUUAUGAUGAGGAUGAUGGGGAUUCUUCUUAUGAUGAGGAUGAUGGGGAUUCUUCUUAUGAUGGGCAUAUCAGGUCUUAG
Messenger RNA from Aspergillus tanneri, 1071 nucleotides. RefSeq lists its product as uncharacterized. The coding region runs from base 1 to 1071 and encodes 356 amino acids. The transcript has a single exon. NCBI's taxonomy places the organism in Eukaryota, Fungi, Ascomycota, Eurotiomycetes, Eurotiales, Aspergillaceae. The record is from RefSeq and is a predicted model, not a curated record.